UCCAACCAAAAACGACGAUUGAUUGUGGUGAUUUUGCACAACCAGAACGGCUCUGAGCUGACUGAGGACGUUGCCUGCCUCUGCAAUGGAUUGUGGGAGAGAGCAGCUUCUUAGCGAUGUUAAACGCAAGGUAGUCUGUAUACAAGAUGCCAUUGCUAGCAUCGCAGAAAAACAGGAGAAGUUGUACCACAGUGCUGUAGGGGUCAAGUCUGACAUUCAUACAGCCAUCUCCCGUCAGCUUGAAACUCUCCGCAAUCGAGAGGUUUGGCUUCUUGAUCAAGUUGAAGCAAUCCUUCGCAUCCAAGACCAACUCUUGCAGGAGCAUCUGGUGGGCUUGAUGCACGAGCUCGGAGGACUUCAGCGUCUCGUAGAAGUUGCUCAGUGUCAUGAGGAGGACAGGGAAGGAUUGAAUGAAGAGUUGGCUCAGACUUUAUCAAGACUUGGUUUGCUCAAUCUUCAGCCAAUUGAAGAUACAACGAUCAACUUUACGGCAGAUAUGGCUAGUCUUCGAAGAGCCCUUCAUGACUUUGGAGAGAUUGAUGCGAAGCGACCUCGUUGGAGCCAAAACUUGGAUGUGGGGCUCUCCUCAAAGAAUCCAGCCUUGGAGCUGUCUUACAACCCUUCUGAUUGGCUCAUAAGGAAGACCACACCAUUCUCAUCCAAUCAGAGUGAAGAUGACUUUGAAAUUGUCGAUGACGACCAAUCAGAAGCCGAUAUAGAGAUCAUUGAUGGCGCUCGACAAGAGGUGAACGAAACCGCAUCUUGGCCCAUUACAAACUCUGCGCCAACCUUUGAGCAUAUGGAAGAGUUGAUGAAAUCACCUUGGACGGAUUGGCUCGCUGAUUGUGGGAACGAUCGAAGUGAAGAUCUCCAGGAGAUUGCUUACUUCAGUGAGGUGCCCGACGACAUCCAGUCUUGGCUAGUCUGUAGUGAACAGAGGAUGGAAGAUGACGGAGUAGAUGAAGAAGAAGAUGAAGAAGAUGAAGAUGAAGACAUAAAUGAAGCUGAGGAGGAUGACAGACUGUCCUACCCUAAACCAACCUGUGCCUGCACUGCUGCCGAGCAAGGCCCACAGUUUUACGAAAUAGAAAACCUGGCGCAGCUCCUGUGCAUCAAAGACAACGCUCCGCCGAAGCCAGCCCCUAAGACAAGUUCCUUCAACUCUAGCAAGUGGCUUGCAAGAUCAGAAGAAGAUGUUGUUGAUAACACACCUCUCCCUAACGUUAAAAAGGUUUGUCGUGCAAAUGAACCUUGCAGAGAUUUUUCUGAGUGUUUGUUUGAUACGAAUUGUUGUCAGAGUAAUAGCAUAGAGAAAUCGAAAGAAGAUCAAAGCCCUUCUGAAAAAUCACCAGAAAUCGAAUCUUGGUUGAUUAAGAAUAGUAGUAGCAACAGGUGUUCAGAGCAGACAUCUGAUUGGCUUGCUUGUAAUUUAAAGACCAUUCCAACAACCAAUGAAAUGCCAUCCCCCAUCCAUGGCUUUCUAUCCGAUACCUCCGAUUGGCUUGUCAAGGAAUCAAAAGAUGAAAGUGUGUUCUCGGUAGCCAAUAGCAUUGAAAACUAUUUUGGCCAUCUUUCUAACGAGCCAUCUGAUUGGUUAUUGCAAGAGCAACAUCAACCAACAACCACGCUGGUGUCUCCUCUGGAAAGCUAUUUCGAACAGAGAUCUGAGAAUGUAUCUGAUUGGUUGGUUCAUAAGAAAAGUGAGUCCCGAAGGUGCCUUGAAGCGAAAACCUAUGCAAUCUCAACCCCUGCCUCGUCAAAAUGGCUCGCUUGUAGUGAGACAAUUUCUGACAGAAGCCCCACACAAACAUUUAACACUUACCUUGAAUCACGAUCAGACGAGCCCUCUGAUUGGAUCACACAGUCCAAUCAGAAGUCAGCCUCGUUCUUACUGACCAAUCACGACUCAGCAUUGUCGGUGUAUUUGAAAGAACGCUCAGAGGAGCUUUCUGAUUGGUUAGUGUGUGAGAAGGAAAGGUCCCAGGUAUCCACUGAAAAGUACUCAGAUUGGCUACUCACAGAAAAGACAGACGCUAAAUCGUCUGAAAAGCUCUGGUUGAAGUCUGGGAUAGAAGAUAACAAGAACUGUGUUGAAGAGCUUUCCCAAAUGGUUCACCAGUUCUCAAUCUCGACGGCUAAGAAUGAGAAACGGGCUAACCCCUGGUUGUCUAACUCCACCAUGGAGUGUAAUGACCCUAGUGUGAACACCAGUGGCCUGUUCUCAUGCUUUAAUGAAAAGUUGGAUGUGAAGAGAUGGCUGGUGUCUUGAGGUCAAAGGUGAAAUAUAUCGAUAUUUUUACCUGGAUACUAAUUGUGGUCGGUGAACUAACGAGUUGAGAAACUGAUUGUCCGUCAAUCAUCGAUAAAAAAAACUUUUCAAUUGGGUAAAGUGAGCCCUGCUGUAAGAAAAACUUGAAGGGGAACCAAAAGAUAAU
Asterias rubens (European starfish) is the source of this 2435-nucleotide messenger RNA. Its product is annotated as nuclear receptor coactivator 4-like. The transcript is spliced from 8 exons. Lineage: Eukaryota; Metazoa; Echinodermata; Asteroidea; Forcipulatida; Asteriidae. Gene Ontology annotation, biological process: response to hormone; intracellular iron ion homeostasis. The record is from RefSeq and is a predicted model, not a curated record. The coding region runs from base 86 to 2269 and encodes 727 amino acids. Gene Ontology annotation, molecular function: transcription coactivator activity.